Molecule: messenger RNA, 1652 nt
Organism: Apis mellifera (honey bee)
Lineage: Eukaryota; Metazoa; Arthropoda; Insecta; Hymenoptera; Apidae
Gene: Gmppb
Product: mannose-1-phosphate guanyltransferase beta
Exons: 5
Coding region: 216-1325 (369 amino acids)
Biological process (GO): cell wall mannoprotein biosynthetic process; GDP-mannose biosynthetic process
Cellular component (GO): cytoplasm
Molecular function (GO): mannose-1-phosphate guanylyltransferase (GTP) activity; GTP binding
Source: RefSeq, a predicted model, not a curated record
CUAUUUAAUUGUGUUAGUAUUUAUAAUUAUGCGUGUACCCUUAUCGCAUACGUGUGUCAUGUACAUACGUGUACAUUAUAUUUCAAUCCUACGUGGCAAUAUUCAUUAAUAUGAUUGUUUUCUACCUUUACUUAUAGUGAUACGUAGACAUCAGAAUAAAAUUAUAUAUGAAUGUUCUACUAUGAAUAUAUUUUAACCAAGAUAAUUGAAGAGUAAUGCAAAGGAAAAGAAAAAAAUUAGAAACAAUGAGAGCUGUAAUUCUUGUUGGUGGAUAUGGAACUAGAUUAAGACCCUUAACAUUAAGUCGACCAAAACCAUUAGUAGAAUUUGCUAAUAAACCAAUGCUUUUACAUCAAAUAGAAGCUCUGGUAGAGACAAAUGUGACAGAAGUAAUAUUAGCUGUAUCUUAUCGGGCAGAAGAAAUGGAAAGAGAUUUGAGCGAAGAAGUUAAAAAAUUAGGAGUUCAUUUGAUUUUUUCACACGAACCAGAACCACUUGGCACUGCAGGACCACUUGCACUUGUACAUGAUCUAUUGUGUUCAGGAGAUGAACCAUUUUUUGUUUUAAAUUCUGAUAUUAUUUGUGAUUUUCCAUUUAUGCAACUUUUAGAAUUUCAUAAAAGUCAUGGUAAAGAAGGUACUAUAAUUGUAACUAAAGUAGAAGAACCAUCAAAGUAUGGUGUAGUAGUAUAUAGAGAUGAUGGAAAAAUAGAAAAUUUUAUAGAAAAGCCACAAGAAUUUAUUUCAAAUAAAAUUAAUGCAGGCAUGUAUAUUUUGAAUCCAAGUGUCUUAAAAAGAAUAGAAUUGAAGCCAACAAGUAUAGAAAAAGAAAUUUUUCCGAAUAUGGCUCGUGAUGGAGAAUUAUAUGCAAUGGAACUAACAGGAUUCUGGAUGGAUGUUGGACAACCAAAAGAUUUUCUUAAAGGAAUGAGCAUGUACCUGACAUCUCUAAGACAAAAGUCUCCAGCAAAAUUAUAUUCUGGUCCAGGAGUAGUAGGAAAUGUCUUAAUAGAUGAAACAGCAAAGAUUGGCAAAGAUUGUAGAAUAGGACCAAAUGUUACAAUUGGUCCUGGUGUUAUUUUAUCCGAUGGUUGUUGCAUUAAAAGAAGUACUAUUCUUAAGGCAGCUAUAAUAAAAGAACACGCAUGGCUGGAUGGGUGCAUUGUGGGCUGGAAAAGUGUUGUAGGACGUUGGGUACGAAUGGAAGGUACUACAGUACUUGGUGAAGAUGUAAUUGUUAAGGAUGAAUUAUAUAUUAAUGGUGGUCAAGUUUUACCUCACAAGAAUAUUUCCAGUUCUGUACCAGAACCACAAAUAAUCAUGUGACCAAAAAUAAUAUCUUAAAGUACACAUCGAACAUGAUAAAUGACCAAAUUAUGAAACAUUUUAUAAAUAAACUUUUUAUCAGCUUUUUUAAUCAUAUGUAAAUUGAUGUUCAUUAUAUAUUCGUUUAUAUUUUUUUUUACAUUUACAAUUCAAAUAAGCUUUAUUGGCAGUCCUCGUACUAUUAUUGCAGCUGCAGUCAUAUAAUGAGAACAAACAUCUUUAGAUUUUGCAAUUGCUCUCAACAUCUCAGGUUCUAUAGAUAAGUUCUGAGAGCUUUUAUGUGAAUUCUUUAAAAAUUCUAAUUAUCAAAUUAAAAAAAAAAAAAAA